Hemisphaericaspora subhashii is the source of this 747-nucleotide messenger RNA. Its product is annotated as peroxiredoxin. Gene Ontology annotation, cellular component: mitochondrion; cytosol. The record is from RefSeq and is a predicted model, not a curated record. Bases 1 to 747 code for a protein of 248 amino acids. Lineage: Eukaryota; Fungi; Ascomycota; Pichiomycetes; Serinales; Debaryomycetaceae. The transcript has a single exon. Gene Ontology annotation, biological process: cell redox homeostasis; cellular oxidant detoxification; cellular response to oxidative stress. Gene Ontology annotation, molecular function: thioredoxin peroxidase activity.
AUGUUCACUAGACAAUUAUUCCGCUCAAUUCCACUCAGAGCCACUCCUGUCAUCAGACCACAAUUUGCAAGAUUCAUUUCUUUCGCCCAAGCUGAUCAACCAAGAAUUAGAAUUGGAUCCACGGCACCAAAUUUCCAAGUUGACACUACCAAAGGUAAGAUUGAUUUCCAUGAAUUCAUUGGUAAUGAUUGGGUAAUUCUUUUCAGUCACCCAGCUGAUUUCACUCCAAUUUGUACUACUGAAUUAGGUGCAUUUUCAAGAUUAAAAGGUGAAUUUGAUAAAAGAGGUGUUAAGUUAAUUGGAUUAUCUACUGAAGGUGUUGAUAGUCAUAAUGCUUGGGUUAAGGAUAUUGAAGAAGUUGAAACUCAAGGUAAGGAAUUUGCAUUCCCAAUUAUUGCUGAUUUAAAUAAAGAAGUUGCAUUUAAAUAUGAUAUGGUUACUGAAGAAGAUUUCAAGAAUUUAAAAUCAGGAAUGGUUGCUACUGUUAGAUCAGUAUUUAUUAUUGAUCCAAAGAAGACUAUUAGAUUGACUUUAACUUAUCCUGCAAGUACUGGUAGAUCAACUACUGAAAUCUUGAGAGUUGUUGAUGCUUUACAAACUUCUGACAAACAUGGUGUUGCUACUCCUGUUGAUUGGACUCCUGGUCAAGAAGUUGUUAUUCCACCAAGUGUUUCUGAUGCUGAUGCUAAGGCUAAGUUUGGUGAAUUCAGAACUGUUAAGCCAUACUUAAGAUACACUAAGGUCUAA